GCCGGACUGCGGCCGCCCUGCGGCCGCCUGACUCCGGCCCUCCGCGCCCCUCUUCCCCACCCUCCCCACCCCUUUCUCCCCGCUCUCUCCGUUCCGAUCGCCUGCCCUCCGCACACCCUUCCCGCUGUCGGCGUCCGGAUCCUCGGACCCUCAUCUUUGAACCUCUGCACCCCUCAUCUCCCCGCCCCUGGCUCUUCCCCACCGCGGUACUCGGUGCCCGGGUCUUCGGCGGUUCGCACUGCCCCCUCCCCCACGCCGCGGCUCUCAACCCUUUGUCCCGGGUGUACCUUCCUUCUUGCCCCGCACCACCCUUGCCUCCGCCUCCCCCCUGCUCCCGGCGCCCGGGUCCUCCGCGCCCACGUCCACCCCCACCCCCACCCCCACCCCCGCCCAGCCUCUCCGUGCUCUGGGUCUCGGCGGGUGCUCGGGCACCCGCGCGGGGUUGGGUGACCCCGCGGCCGCCAGGCUCUGGCUCCGCCCGCGCCGCCACCUCGCGCAGGUCGCGUCUCCGCUCUGGGCCUGGCCGGGCGUCUGGCUGGGCUCCUUCCGCUGUCACAGUGGGUGCGGUUCUGGAAGCCCCCGAAGGCGCAGCCGGCCUCGGGUCUUAGGUCUAAGCGAGGUACCGAGAGGCAGUGGGGUGCGGAGCGGGGACGAAGGGGCCGGGCUGCGCGGCCUAGGGGGCGCGCCGUGCAGAGCCGGACUGCGCAUAGCCUGCCCACACUUAGUCUGCACGCAGGGUCUGAGCGGCGCGGGGUCUCGCCGGUACCCCACUUUUAAGUGGGAUACUCAGCUGUGACCCUGGACUCGUGUCAGCUUUGCCUAAAGCGUGAACAUAGAUGGGUGCCCUUUAAGUCGAGGCCGAGGACCUCUGGAAGAGGAUGGUGACCGCCUGGCGCUUCUCCGUCAGGGUCUGCUUGUCGCAUCUAAGGGGUUUUGAGCUCAGAAAAGAACUCGGGCUUUUAAGAUCAUCUGGGUGCUCUCGUAAUGCCAGACUCUGUUGGCUUCUGCUCGGUACUUUACCCAAACUUAUCUCAACCUAUGGGGACACUGGUGAGGGGGCCCCUGAGAGCGCCUGCCAGCGAAGAGCCAGCUGGAGUGACCUAGCUGAAAAUGGACCACUGGAGAGAGUCUCCCAAGAGGGGCAGCUCGGAGGCCUCUUUCUGCACCUCCGCAUCUGGCUCCGGGCUGGGGCUCUCUUGAUGAAAUUCUUCCCUCUCCUCCUCUUCUAUCCCCUCACCUACCUGGCUCCCAGCGUCUCCAGCCUCUGGCUCUACCUGCUUCUGAAAGCCACGGAGACCUCAGGCCCAACCUACAUCAAACUGGGCCAAUGGGCCAGCACCCGGCGUGAUCUCUUCUCAGAGGCUUUCUGUGCCCAGUUCUCCAAGCUGCAUGUCCGGGUGACGCCCCACCCUUGGACUCACACAGAACACUUCCUGCGGCAGGCGUUUGGGGAAGACUGGGGCAAGGUCCUCUGCUUUGAGAAGAAGGAACCUGUGGGUUCAGGCUGUGUGGCCCAAGUGUACAAAGCACGUGCCAAUCCUGCCUUCCUGGAGAAUGACAGUGUCCGGCGACUUGCUAAGGCCUCCCGCCUGCAGCCUUCUUCGGAAGCUGGGGCAGUCUGGAGGCUGGGAGAUCUCUUUGGACCCCCGGAGAAGGGGUGGGGGUUUCAAGGAAGUCUUGCCGACCAGUCCUUUCUAGAAAGGCUGCUCCUCCCUGAAGCUGACCUGGUUGGAUCAAAUGCAGUCGUGUCUCAGUCUUUAGCACGUGCCCACCGACCUGAGCCAGAUCACCUCAUCCCCGUGGCCGUGAAAGUGCUGCACCCAGGCUUGCUGGCGCAAGUACAGAUGGACCUUCUGCUGAUGAAGAUGGGCAGCCGCGUCCUGGCGCUUUUGCCGGGAGUCAAGUGGCUUAGCUUGCCUGAGAUCGUGGAGGAAUUUGAGAAGCUCAUGGUCCAUCAGAUCGACCUGCGUUAUGAAGCUCGGAAUCUAGAACACUUCCAGUGCAACUUCCUGAAUGUGAAUUCUGUCAAAUUCCCCACCCCCCUGCGUCCCUUUGUCACCAGGGAUGUCUUGGUGGAGACUUACGAAGAGAGCGUGCCUGUGUCCAGUUACCAGCAGGCGGGGAUCCCCACUGACUUGAAGAAGAAGAUUGCCCGGCUGGGGAUCAACAUGCUGCUGAAGAUGAUAUUUGUGGACAACUUUGUCCAUGCAGACCUCCACCCGGGGAACAUCCUGGUCCAGGGCGCCGACGGUCUUUCCAAGAGUCGAGAGGCACCGCUGCAGCAGAUGGAUGUCUGCGACACGCUGGUGGUGGCCAUGACCCCCGCCCGCUGCCCGCUGCGCCUGGUGCUACUGGAUGCUGGCAUCGUGGCGGAGCUGCAGGCCGCGGACCUGAGCAACUUCCGGGCCGUUUUCAUGGCUGUGGCGAUGGGGCAGGGCCAGAGAGUGGCCGAGCUCAUCCUGCAUCACGCCCGGGCCAGCGAGUGCAGGGACGUGGAGGCGUUCAAGGCUGAGAUGGCCACACUGGUGACCCAGGCCAGGAAGAACACCAUCACCCUGGAAAAGCUUCAAGUUUCCAGCCUUCUGUCCAAUGUCUUUAAGUUACUGAUGACUCACAAGGUGGCGGUCUUGGGCCACUCUCCAGAGUCAAGCUGCCAGCCGAGGGUAUAAGGUGUUGAAGGCAGGGCAGGUUCUCCUCUGAAGAUGGCCUCUCCCAUUGCUUCUCGAGGUUCUGCAGUCUGAUAAUGAAACUCUGCAUGGGAAAGGCAGCUUUUUUUUUUUUUUUUGAAAUUACAUUAAAUAUUUUUAAUUAAACUUCUAAUUUUGGAAUAAUUGUGGACUCACAUGCAGUUGUAAGAAAUAAUAUAAAGAGCUCCCGUGUAUCCUUUACCCAGUGUCCCCCAGUGGUAGCAUCUUCUAGUAUUCUAACAGGGAUUGACAUUGAUAUAAUCAAGGUACAGAAUAUUUCCAUCAAAAGGCAGCUCUCUGACAAGGAUUGUAACACAAAGCUGAGAGUCAGAAGGGUGUGUGGCCUGGCGCUGUCAUCUUACAGGAGGCACGAUGGAGGCAGGGUGGCCCAUUUGCCUCCCUGAGCCUUGUGGGUGGAGCCCAGACUUGACACACAACCAGGGGGUCUCAGUCCUGUGCUCUUCCUGCCGCUCCGCUCUUGCUCUGCAGCGGCUGUGUGCUUGGAACAAAACCAACGCACAGCCUUAGGGCUUCCCCAAGUAUGCCACGGACUUGCGGGGUAACCGGUCCAGCGAGCCUGUGUGGGAUGUCUGCCCACCUGGCAUCGGUCGUGCUGGGUGCUUUUCAUCCAGUGUCUCAUUCAAAUCUCAGGACAGUCCCCCCGGGCAGGUAUGAUCUCUGCCAUAGUAGCCGCACGAAGAGAUGGGCCCCAAAAGGUUAGGUGGCUCCCCACGUCCCACCGACUGUGCACAGCAGAGCCACGGUCUGCACCCGUUUUUUAGUAUAUGUGCUGCUGAAGCGAGCACCACGGUCUGCACCCGUCUCCGGCUCUAGGGUUGCCUUUGUUGGUGGGGUUGUGGUAAAAAGCUUGAUGCUUUCCAAAACUUUUGACAAGUUCUGUUUUAAAAAUGACUUUAAUAUCAUGGUGGGAUUGGGAAAGCUUUAAUCAUUGCUAGGGAUUGGGGCUGGAGACAAACAGGAGUGAACACACACUCCUGGGCGUUCAGUUGCUCGCAGUGUGGAGCGGGGAACCAAGGCUCACACUCCCCAGCGCCGGCCUGCACGAGCCUCUCCCAGCCCUCAGGGCGGGCUGGAAGACUGGGAGAGUCGUCGUGGGGGUGUAUGCUGAGCUCCCUGUCUGCACCCCGUAGUGCCUGAUUUAGCUGUGUCAUACUGUCAGUAUCCCUUUUAAGCCCUCCACAUUCCUCAUGGCAGAUACCUAAGCCUCUAAGCCAAGAGGCUGGGCAAUAAACCCGCGGCCACAGGGCUCCUGUGGCAGGUUCAGGAUCCGGGUGCUGGCAGUCUGACCACACAGCCCGGAUUCGUACGGCUUUGUCCUCCUGCCUCCUGUGCUCCAAGUCCGACACGGCCUUCCCGAGACACAGUGGGGACACAGUGGGCAGAAGCUCCCUAAAGCUUUGCCAUUCACACUGCUGUUCUCGGGAUGGAAGAGCAGAGAAUGUCUGGUACAAGGACUGUGUUCUGGGUACUUCACUCGGCGUUUAGCUCUUUUAAAAACUUUAAAAUGUUUACUUACAGUUAAAAAUACAGAAUUUACCCUAACCACUUCCGGUGCACAGUUCAGCAGUGUCAACCAUAUGCACAUGGCUGUGUGGCAAAUCUCCAGAACUUGCUCAACUUGCAAAAUGGAAACUAUAUCUAUUGAACAACUCCCUAUUAAUUUCUCCCUCUUCUUCGCCCCUGGCAACCGCCAUUCCACUUUGUUUCCAUGAUUUGGGUGACUUUAGUUAUCUCGUAUAAAUGGAGUUGUGCAGGAUUUGUCCUUUUGUGCCUGGAUCAUUUCCCUCACCAUGAUGCCCUCGAGGUUCAUCUGGAUUGUAGCAUGUCACAGGAUUUCUCUCAGGACUAAAGAAUAUUCCAUAGUGUGUGUGCGUACCGUGUUUCUUCAUUCGUUCAUCCAUCCGUGGACAUUGGGGCGACUUCCACCUCUUUCACCUCUUCCACAUCUAUUACGAAUGAUGCUGCCGUGAACACGGAUAUGCAAGUGUGUCUUUGAAGACCUGCUUUCAGUUCCUUUACCCAGAAGUGGGACUGCAAGACCGUAUAGUAUAUUUGUGAUUUUUGAGGAAGCUCUGUACCGCUUUUCCACACAGGAUUUUGCCUUCCUGCCAUCAAUAUACAAAGGAUCUGGUUUUCCAGAUUCCCACCAACACUUGUUGUCGUUCUGACGACGGUCAUCCUAACAGGUGGGGGGUGGCAUCUCAUUGUGGUUUUGAUUGCAUUUUCCUAAUGAUUAAUGAUGGUCAGCCUCUUUCAUAGGCUUGCUGGCCAAUUGUAUGUCUUUUUGGGAGAAAUGUCUAUUCAUGUGGCACUUAAUUUUUUAAUGAAAUAUUUCUUAGAAACACAGAGUAGAAAGAAUACAGCAAACACUGAAGAACUCAGCACUCAGCUUAAGAAUGAAAGCAUUUGGGGUGCCUGGGUGGCUCAGUGGGUUAAGCCUCUGCCUUCGGCUCAGGUCAUGAUCUCAGGGUCC
Neogale vison (American mink) is the source of this 5181-nucleotide messenger RNA. It is a transcript of the gene ADCK2, whose product is annotated as aarF domain containing kinase 2. The transcript has 8 exons. Bases 879 to 2669 code for a protein of 596 amino acids. The record is from RefSeq and is a predicted model, not a curated record. NCBI's taxonomy places the organism in Eukaryota, Metazoa, Chordata, Mammalia, Carnivora, Mustelidae. Gene Ontology annotation, cellular component: mitochondrion.